AUGGGACAAAACUGUUGCAAACCUUACAAGGGUUCCCGGUUCAACCGUCUCUCCAAGCUCAAGGCUGAGGCCGAUGCUGCUGCCCAGGCAGCUAGAGACUCUGACCACACGGAGCCCCAUCCUACACUCGUCCAGUUUCUCGAGAACAGCCACGACCCGUCGACGGCCGCACCCGGCUCAGAGCCGAUGUCCUCUCCUUUGCUUAUACCGCAGAUCGAUGCUAAUCGUGAGAUGCGGAUAGAGAUCGAGACCAACGAUCCCCAAGGCACGACCCAAAACUUGCAAAAAAGUCGCCGCAGGAACUCCCGUGAAUGGCUGCAGCAGCAGCGCAAGCGGCUCACGAAGUCCCGCUCGUUCGGCCAGCUCAAAAAGAACAAAGUAGCACUCGCCCAUGACGAGGUCAUCAGGCUGGGGCCGCAUCCGAUCACUGUGGUGGAAGCAUCGACAUUGUCCCGUGAAGCGAGCACAAACUCCAACGGAAGCCUCGAACCACUGCCGGCGGGAGGAGAGAGCAUUGUCUUGUCACCUGGCGGGCCGGACGCUUGCCAAGCUCGUUAUCAACAAGACCCAACGUUGCUGGCGCCCACGCCACGUCGGCCCAUGGCCACCCGCUUCCCAUUCUUGAACCCGGCCACGGUCAGCGCCACGACAACACACAGCAGCAACGAUUGCGAGGAAAACGAGGGAAUGGGACCGAGCCAGCAAAACAUGGCCCAGGGCACCCAAGAAGGUGAAGCCGACCAUGCAGACGAUGGGGUCAACGUGGUCAACAGUGAUUCCUUACCAUCAUCGGCAAUCGUCGCGCUGCGUCCGCGCGAGGAUCGCGAGCAGCGUUCCGAGUACGGAAGCAUUCACUCGAACGCGCCGAGCAUAUACUACCUCGCUCCAAGCUCGCCACAGAUCCCGCCCAAGGACAGUGCGGCUUCUCUCGUCCCCAAAGAAACCCAUGCAGCCAGUCCGCACCAUUCUGUCACUUUGCGAUACGGGAGUGGGGCUCAAGACAACGCUGUGGAGACUAAUGAGAGUCGGGACAAUGAGGUAGAGGAAAGGUCAGAGCAGAACGGCGAAGUACACCGCAGUGAAGCUCCAGGCAGCACGGCCAAGGUGGAUAACGAACUCGACAACAAUUUCCUCUACGCAGUCAUGGCGUUUGUGGCCUCGCAAGGACCACGUCCGCAGUCACCUUCGCCGAGUCAUGAGGAAAGAAGAUUGGAAGUUCUCGUGGCCGGCAGCGGCUCAGUGUGA
Molecule: messenger RNA, 1245 nt
Organism: Sporothrix brasiliensis 5110
Lineage: Eukaryota; Fungi; Ascomycota; Sordariomycetes; Ophiostomatales; Ophiostomataceae
Exons: 1
Coding region: 1-1245 (414 amino acids)
Source: RefSeq, a predicted model, not a curated record